UACCCAGAUGCAAAGCAGUCAAAAGAAUAUGGACGCCCAAGAGAUCACAGUGAACAUCAAUGGUUUCAAAUUCAAACUAAAGAGAGCGGUGAUUACCAAACUACCAAAUCUGAAAGUCACGUCUUCACAGACAGAGUACUUCUUUGAGAGACCAAACCAAUGUUUUGAGGCCAUUUACAACUACUGCUUGGUAGGGAAACUUCAUAUUCCCCUCACUGUCUGCACUGGGGAGUUCCUCGAGGAGUUAGAAUUCUGGGGGAUCGAAGCAACGGAGCUAGAAAAGUGUUGCCAUCACCGGUACGUAUUAUUCAUGCGCGAGCAGGAGAAUUUGAGAGGAUUUCUCCGAUGCACUGCUGAAGAAGAAGUUCGUCAAGAUGAAGACGAAAAAUCUACAAACAGCCCUCUCAAAAACAGACUUUGGAAGAUUCUUGACAAUCGAGAUAGUACCAAAGAAACGAAGACGUACUUCGUUCUAUCAACUACGAUUAUCCUACUCGCCAUCUUUGGGGUGGCAUUCAGUACUGUGACCGUUACUUCCGUCAGUGACCAAGUGGACAACCUCGGUGGCCAUGGGACAACUCGGACCGUAGAAUUAACAACGGCAAUGCACAAUGGCAAAUCAGAAACAACGGGGACGCAAGCUACAACUGAUAGCGAGUGGAUGAAGGAGUCGGAAACGAACGCUUCACAUCAAUAUGCAGAAGGAGAGAAAAUGUUUUCUAAUAUAGCGCGUGACAAAGUUCUUACAAUAGAGAACACCGAUUCUAAAACUCGUUGGUUCCUUUACAUUGAGCACUUCACAAAUGUGUUCUUUUCUAUUGAAUUAAUCAUUCGUCUGGUCUGUUGUCCCUCUCUAUCGCGUUAUUUCCGUGGAUGUCUAAACUUGCUGGACAUUGUCGUCCUGGUUGCGAGCUACGGACGAUACAUUGUUCUCGCGGCUGACAUGACCGAAUCCACCAUUAAUGCUGACCCGCUGCUGUAUCUCCAAAUGCUACGUGUCCUUCGACUGCUCCGAAUCAUUGAAAACGUCCCAGCCUUCAAGAUCCUCUGCUACACUGUUCAACUCGGUCGGAAGGAUCUCAUGACAAUGGUAUUGUUUCUUUUUAUAGGAAUGCUGCUGUUCUCGAAUUUCCUCUACUUUGUAGAGAGUAAUGACGAUUUCCAGAGCAUUCCUGACGCUUGGUGGUUCAGUAUCAUCACUAUGACAACGGUGGGGUUCGGCGACAUGGUUCCCAGAACUGCCCUUGGGCGCAUCAUUGGUACCCUAUGUGCGUUAUCGGGAGUUUUAUUCAUAUCCCUUACCAUUCCCAUCUUCGUCAACACGUUCCAAUCUCUGUACUUGUAUGCCUGUUUCAGAAGUAACCGAUUUGAAAAGCAGAAGUAAAGAAAUACAGAUAAUUCACAACAUUUAGAGUAGUCAAUGUUUGUGUUGUGUAAACAUUUUAUUUCCUUGCACCUUCGUGGGUUCUUUGUUCUUGUUCGGAAUGAUAGAUUAGUUGAGGAAAGCUGUCCACGGAGCUUGCGUCACCAUCUCGUUGAAGCUAUCCAUCGCGUGGUAAUAAUAAAUUCCUCAGUCGAACUGCACCUUUGCAUGUAGAAUGCAACCAAAGAUAAUGUAUUAAAGUAUCAUUUAUUACCAGCAAUCAACAGUGUAAGAAUUAUAGGUCACCACAGUGGAAGAUAUGUGGACUUAUAGGAGGUCUGUGAACUUGUGGGAAGUCUUUGGACUUGUCGGAGACCUUUGGACUAGAUGGAGGCCCGUGGACUAGUCUGAGGCUCGUGGACAUGUUGGAGGACUUUGGACUUGUCGGAGGCCUUUGUACUAAUAAGGGGGCCCGUGGACUAGUCGGAGGCCCGUGGACUCCUCUGAGAUUGUCCUAUGUGGGGCUGUCUAAACUUAUUUUCCACAUUUCAACCUUUGUACGAAAAACAUCGCUGGACUAGUUAUCUUUAAAAACGUAGAAAAAAAAAGAAUUGAAUUCUUUAUUUCAUUGUAUAUGUAGAAACCUACAUUAAG
Messenger RNA from Ostrea edulis (European flat oyster), 2017 nucleotides. RefSeq names its product potassium voltage-gated channel protein Shaw-like. Gene Ontology annotation, molecular function: voltage-gated potassium channel activity. The transcript is spliced from 2 exons. Gene Ontology annotation, biological process: protein homooligomerization; potassium ion transmembrane transport. The record is from RefSeq and is a predicted model, not a curated record. Bases 8 to 1384 code for a protein of 458 amino acids. Gene Ontology annotation, cellular component: membrane; voltage-gated potassium channel complex. NCBI's taxonomy places the organism in Eukaryota, Metazoa, Mollusca, Bivalvia, Ostreida, Ostreidae.